Homalodisca vitripennis (glassy-winged sharpshooter) is the source of this 3857-nucleotide messenger RNA. Its product is annotated as titin homolog. The record is from RefSeq and is a predicted model, not a curated record. The transcript is spliced from 11 exons. NCBI's taxonomy places the organism in Eukaryota, Metazoa, Arthropoda, Insecta, Hemiptera, Cicadellidae. The coding region runs from base 462 to 2864 and encodes 800 amino acids.
AUAUACAUUGGCAUGAACCUAUAGACAUUGGUUUGUUUGAUAGACAAUUUUUAUGUGACAAGAAUAAAACCAUUUUAACCCAAUAACGCUUGCUGUACAUAUUAAUCCUGUCCUCAACAAAGAGCUUGAUCAUACACAAUAAUAAUCCAAUUAGUGAGUCACACUAUUGGUUUUCAGCGUAGUGUUUGUAAAUUUGGUCAGUGCGUGCUUGACUUGUGCUGCUAACAGCGGAUAGUGUCAGUAUUAUUGUCAGCUGUUAUGACGGUUAUACUUUGCUUGUUUACUGUCUCGAGUGAUUUGUGUUGCGCAGUUUGCUGAACUGCUGAGUGUUGCGGGAGAGGGAGACAGACAGACUACCGGGCGCGGCGCAGUCUCUAGACCGGUGCACUUCUUUAUAGCGCUUUGUUCUGAGAUAACGCAUAUCAAGAUACGAGAUAAGUGUCACUUCUAAUACUAUAGAAAUGGAAAAAGUUCAAUCUGAAGACAAGAAGGUUGGUAGCGAUGCCUCUCAAAACCAUACAAAUAAUUUGGAAGAAGAUCCAAACCAAGAUUCAAAGGAGCUUCUUGGAGUGGGAACCGUGGAUACAGUCUCAGACAAAAACAUUUUGUCCCAAUCAAAGGAAGAGCAAGAAUCCAGUGAGCAAGAAAUGGAAAAAGUUGUAUAUGAAGACAAGAAGGUUGAUAGCGACGACUCUCGAAACCAGACAAAUGAUAUGGUAGAACAGCCAAAACAAGAUUCAAACGAGCUUCUUGAAGUGAGAAACAGGGAUACAGUCUUAGACAAAAACAUUUUGCCCCAAUCAAUUGAAGUGCAAGAAUCCAAUCAGCAACGUACUAUGAGUCAGAGAGAAAUGAAUAUGCUAGAGAUACAGGAACUUAUUGCAAAACUAGAUGAAAAAAUACAGAUGAGAUCUCUUGAGACUCAACAAUGUAAGCAGCAAAUAACUGAAUCAAAACAGAAGCAACAACAACCACUUGUGCCUACUCAAGCUCAACCACAACUACGUACUCAUACUCAACCACAAGUGCAUACUCUACCAUUUGGGCCUACUCAAGCUCAAACAAUUGUGCCUAUUCAAGCUCAAACACUUGUGCCUACUCAAGCUCAAACACUUGUGCCUACUCAAGCUCAACCACAAGUACGUACUCAUGCUCAACCACAAGUGCAGCAACAUCCCAUCCGGCCAGACCAUGGACUCCCUCAACAUCCUUACCCACUGCAAGGCGGAAUUGGUCAGAAUUGGCAUCCAAAUCACAAUCCAUGGGUGACUGUGCCUCAAUCAGCCCAGGCUCAAGCGAAUGCUCCACCUCACUAUCCAGUUUUGGGAUAUCCGAGACAUUUCACGCCACCUAAUCCGUACUACUGGCCCAGCAUGCCAAACUAUGGCAUGAACCCUGCAACCUACAUGCCACCUGUAGAUCAUGGUGUGUGUUCUAAGAGACAAACAAAUUUGCUGAGAGACCUAACCGACGUGUUUGUGGGACUUGACAUUGAGCUUCAGAUGCAGGCACGGGCACCUUACCAAAACGCAGCGGUUGGACAUUAUCUGCAGUACGGUUCUCUGCAAUCUAAAAAAGAGCUCCCGACUUCCUCUGGGGACAAGAAGCUCCCAACACCAGAAGGCGAUGCAGCAGCUGCCAGACAGGAUGAUACAAAAUCAGCUGCUGCCAGACAAGAUGAUACAAAACCAGCUGAUGUGAAGGAACAGAUAAUUGCAAGAGAAAUAUUCAACGUAAUCAAGAAGUACAUGGAUCCUGACAACAACAACAACAACAACAGCAGCAGCAGCAGCAAGCCACUUGCUGAAUGUGACUCUCCUGACAAACAAGAACCCAACACUUCCUUGACGGCAGAGCAAACUAAGAAAGAUAAUAAAGUACAGUCACACAACCACAAAAAUGAUGAAGAUGAGGAGGAGGAUGAGAAACUGAUGGGGUUUGUGACUAAAACCUGUUAUGAAGAAUUAAACGCCAGAGUGGCAAGCCUUGGUACGGAAAAUCAAGAUUUAAAGACGUUGAUUACUAAGUUGACAUCGAGACUGGAUGCAAUCGAGUCGGCAAGUAUCAAGUCAGCUGCCUCUCAAGCAGAACUGAGUAAGAAGUUGGACAUUCUCGAUGUGGCAGCUAAGAAGAUUUCUCACUCCGAUGCUGAACUGAAAGAAAAAAUUGAAAAUCUUAACACAACUUGUUUCGAGUUAAUUAAGGUUAUCAGCGGUGUGGAAGAAAGGUUGAAAGCCUUAGAAUCUGGACAUGUCAACUCAAAACUGACCAUUAUAGGGUUUAAUGCAAGACUGGACACCAUGGAGAGGAUGAUGAUGCCGUGUCAUGACAAUACUUUGGAGAAUAAUCCUGGUGAGGUUAUGUGGAGAAGAGAUUGUUCAUGUUGUCAUCCGUGCUCACCAUCCUGUGAGGCAUGUGCACAAGAGGACAGCUGUUAUAACGGAUUACAAAUAGAUCCAAAUGCUGAUUUUAACCAAAAUACUGAUUGUAUUUUUGAACCUGCUGUAUCAAUCGCAAAAAUGACUGAUACAGACUCAAAAUUUGUUGUGUUCAACGAACCAACUCGUAGGAAUGGACAAAAUCCCACUUUUGAAUUUGAAGAAGAAGCAACAUCUGUUGUAGCAGAAGAACAAAUUUCAGCUUUUGAGGCAAAGCCAAUUUCUUCAAUUUGGGGAGAACCACUUCCUACUGUUGAAGAAGACGCUACUUGUGCUAAUGGAAAAGAAACAACUGAUGUCCCUACAGAGCCAACAAGCGGAAUGGAAUAUGAGGAUUGGAUCAAUGAAAAAUAUAAUAUCUGGUAUAAUUCUAUAAUCAACAAUUUUGAGGCUAAAGUGAAUAAGCCUGAUACAAAAGGUAGUUAAUUUUGGUUCAUUCUUUAGUUUAACUAGCAUUAUGAUUCUCUGUGAAUGUUGAUUAACUCCUUUUAACGUUCCGCUUACUGCUGCGUCUGGACUGAAGGGGAGGGUUAUCUAACAUUCACAUUGAAUCAACCCUUCCUACCAUAGCUGUAUUAUGAUUGUAUUGUACAGUAGGUUGUAUAAGAACCUGCUGUAGUGACUCUAAUCCUCCUGCUAUCCGUUAACUGGAAUUUAGUGAUGUUGUUUUACGACAUUAAACCUUUAAUUUUUCAUUUGGCGUUGAUUUUUCUAUAAUAAUAGCAAUAAGCCAUAUAAUAGUUUUUACGUUAAAUCUUCAAAAACUUUAUGUAGGCUUCAAAAUUUUGCACAAAGAAAUGUGUUUCUUUAUCUUUUUCCAAUGUUUUCCUUGUGCCCCAAGUGGUACCUAAAAAAUGUAUUUAUUUAAAUUAAGCAAUUGUGCGCCCGAUAGGAUACACGAUUGUAUGAGGUAUUUAUUUAAGCGCGGAAUCACACAACAAAUCACCAAGACAGGCAAACAAUAAAAAACGCAAUAAUGAAAUGUAUAUCAAUGUCAACCCAUCGGGCACACGACGGCAAUUGUAAAAGAUCGCGUUUACCCGAUGAGGUACGACGUUCACACAUCGUGAACGUUUUAAAACUGGCAAUAAAGUUCAUUAGAGUGUUAAUUGAAUGUCAGACAACAUUUGUGCUCCUUCAUUGUACUUGACGUGUUGUCUAUCUGAAACUGGUUGUCGUAGCAACCGAACAUCAUUUCACUGGUGCGUUUGAUGGCUUUUUCAGUGUGGGAAGGUUGGCAGUACAGUUUGUGAGAACUGGAGCAAGUUCUGUUCAUAUGUCGAAUUGCAUGUUUAUGUACAUCUUAGGCACGGCGCCGACUGCAACCGGCCGGCCCGGCCUUUUUGUGAAGUUGAAAUACACGCAAUCAAAUGGACACCCGCUCACUGUGUCCGGCCUGGCCCAGUCCAGCCCAGCCCG